UUAUUCUCCGUUUUUUUAUUUAACCUCUAAUAUUUCGCAGUUUAUAAAACAAUACUUAAAAGGUACUGCGUAACAUUAUUCGCUUAUUUUGCUGUUCCCAUUCAGUCUAAAAAUUACUCUUACUAUCUAAAUCUAAAACUGAAUUCAAUUCAAUUAUUUGAGUAUUACACAGUUUUCACUAUUUUCUAUUUUAAUGUAUAAACUAAAAAAUUAAUCAAAUUCUUACUAAAUUUUUAAUAUAUUCUAUUAAUUUGUUACGUGUGGGUCAUCCACCUACUGAACUGUAUAUUUAAAUAGUAAUAUUUUAAAAAUCUAUGGUAUUGCUUGCUCAAGUUUUCUUUAUCUACUAAAGACAUUAUAGUUGUAUGUAUAUAGUGUUGGAUGUUCUGCUUUAGGGUUUUUGGGUUGUAUGUGUUUAAGACAAUCAAGAAGGAAGAGGAUGUUGAAUCUGAUGGCCCACGCCUCAAUGAUAAGAUUACCGCCGAGACUGUAAGAUUGGUUUCCGAGGAAGGACAUUGUAUUGUGACUCUGAAGGAAGCUCUCAGACGGGCAAAAGAGCUCAAGCAUGACUUAGUUGAGGUCCAAAGAGAUGCUAAGCCACCAGUGUGUAAAAUUGUAGACUAUGCACAUGACAAGUACAAAAAAGAUCAAGUAGGAAAGGAACGUGCUAAGGCCAAGCGGGCUGAAGUAACCAUUAGACCUGAGGUCAAGGAAAUUCAUUUUACUCCAAAGAUUGAUGCAAAGGACCUACAGUUUAAAGCAAAGCAAGCAUCAAUACUGAUGGAGAUGUGAAGGAUGCAAAGGACCUACAUAUUUCUUUUUUGUUAACAUUCAUAUUUUAUCAUUCAACCCUUUUUUGUUUAACCAUUAAUAUUCCACAACUUAUAAAACAUCACUUUAAAAGUACUACAUAAUAUUAUUUACUUAUUCCUUUGUUACCGUUCAAUCUAAAUAUUACUCUUACUAUCUAAAAAUAGAACUGAAUUCAACUCAAUUAUUUGAGUAUCACACAGUUUUCACUAUUCACAAUUUUAAAGUAUAAAAUAAAAAAUUAAUCAAAUACUUACUAAUUUUUUAAUAUAUUCUAUUAAUUUUGUUAUGUGUGGGCCAUCCACCUAAUAAAUUGUAUAUUUAAAUAGUAAUAUUUUAAAAAGUAAUUUUAUUUACAUUUAUAUAAAUAAAUUCAUAAUUCUAAAAUAACACUAACUUUUAAGAAUAUCAAAAUUAUUUACACGCUUAGGAAACAUACCCUUUUAUUUUCUUAUUGGAAAAUGAACGAGUCUAAAGCUUUUUCACAUAUUAUAUGAGGAAAACUUGGAUUUUUCUAAAUUAGAUUCGUUUAAAUCGGAACAUAUUAAGAUGAGUUUCUUAAAUUAGAUUUUUGUUAUGUAUAUAUGUAAGAAUACUUUGUAUGUUGUAACAAAUAGAAUAAUUCAUCUCUUUCCUAAUUUUUUAACUCACUAUCAAUCCAUUUCUAUAAUCCAAGAUGAGGAAAUCCGUUCAACUCUUGUCUACGUUCUUAAUCGUCUUCAUUAUUCUCUCACUAGGAAUGAUGGCAGAUGCGAAAAAACAGUGUCCAUAUAAAAUUCCAAUUAGUAAAAAGUUAUCAUAUUGUGCUGCAACACUAUGUUUGGCUGAUUGUAAGAAGCAACAUGGAGCUGAUGCUAGUGGUAGUUGUUCCGAAGAAAAGGGAUUUUGUAACUGCGUUGCUAACUGUAAGGGUUCUCGCUAAGUGUUGUGAAUAUAAUAAUAUCCAACCAAAGUUUUAUACUAUAUUUUUACUAAUAAAUAUCUAAAUGUUAAAAUGUUUGUCUCAUAUUUGUGGAUCUAUUUAUAAUAAAUAAUAAUAAGAUAAUUAAAUAAAUACAAAUGUGAUUAACAAGA
Messenger RNA from Brassica napus (rape), 1884 nucleotides. RefSeq names its product translation initiation factor IF3-1, mitochondrial-like. Gene Ontology annotation, biological process: translational initiation; ribosome disassembly. The coding region runs from base 382 to 792 and encodes 136 amino acids. The record is from RefSeq and is a predicted model, not a curated record. The transcript is spliced from 7 exons. Lineage: Eukaryota; Viridiplantae; Streptophyta; Magnoliopsida; Brassicales; Brassicaceae. Gene Ontology annotation, molecular function: ribosome binding; translation initiation factor activity.